Sphaeroforma arctica JP610 is the source of this 368-nucleotide messenger RNA. RefSeq lists its product as hypothetical. The record is from RefSeq and is a predicted model, not a curated record. Lineage: Eukaryota; Ichthyosporea; Ichthyophonida. The annotation marks the transcript as partial. The transcript is spliced from 2 exons.
GAGAGGAUCAAAGACACGCAGGAGCAACAGCGCCUCAUCCUACACGAGCACUAAUAACAGCCGCAACGGCACACCCACCGGAUCCUCCACCAACUUACACCAACUGCGCAGGUCACCGGCAGCCUCGCGACCAUGCCCAACCACAAGCAAAGCACCUCUGCCCAAGAGUGAGCCUGAACGCUUUCUGCACAUAUUUGUCAAGAGCACGGGCUGGUUGCUGGUGUUCUUGGAGUAUAUCAUUAACCGCCAGAAACAGAGCAGCACUGUGCUGUAUAACACGUUGAUUGAAUUGUACCUACGGGAUGAUGUGCCUAGUCGACCGGCUUUGGACUCGAAGGAGGUCCUGGCGCUUGCUCGGAUUGAGGGUG